Messenger RNA from Eriocheir sinensis (Chinese mitten crab), 2182 nucleotides. RefSeq names its product zinc finger protein OZF-like. Gene Ontology annotation, molecular function: DNA-binding transcription factor activity, RNA polymerase II-specific; RNA polymerase II transcription regulatory region sequence-specific DNA binding. The transcript has 2 exons. The record is from RefSeq and is a predicted model, not a curated record. Gene Ontology annotation, biological process: regulation of transcription by RNA polymerase II. Bases 1 to 1269 code for a protein of 422 amino acids. NCBI's taxonomy places the organism in Eukaryota, Metazoa, Arthropoda, Malacostraca, Decapoda, Varunidae. Gene Ontology annotation, cellular component: nucleus.
AUGAGAGCAAGUUUACUGACCAAAGCCAAGAGUGUGAGAAAAGACAUGCAGGGAAGGAUGACCUCAACAAAUACACCCACACACUCUGGUGUAAGACCUCAUGAAAGUCGGGAGUGUGGCAAAAGGUUUAGUAAUAGGAGUAACCCCAAACAUCACACCCUUACACACACUGGUGCAAGAAACCAUGAGUGUGAAGUCUGUGGGAAAUGUUUCAAUCAUAAGGGUCACCUCAACACACACACCCUUACACACACUGGUGCAAGAAACCAUGAGUGUGAAGUUUGUGGGAAAUGUUUCAGUCUGAAGGGUAACCUCAAGAAACACACUCUUACACACACCAGUGCAAGAAAUCAUGAGUGUGAAGUUUGUGGGAAAUAUUUCAAUCAGAAGGGUACCCUCAACAAACACACCCUUACACACACUGGUGCAAGAAAUCAUGAGUGUGAAGUUUGUGGGAAAUGUUUCAGUCAGAAGGGUACCCUCAACACACACACCCUUACACACACCAGUGCAAGAAAUCAUGAGUGUGAAGUUUGUGGGAAAUGUUUCAGUCAGAAGGGUAACCUCAACACACACACUCUUACACACACUGGUGAAAGAAAUCAUGAGUGUGAAAUUUGUGGGAAAUGUUUCAGUCAGAAGGGUACCCUCAAAUUACACACUCUUACACACACUGGUGAAAGAAAUCAUGAGUGUGAAGUUUGUGGGAAAUGUUUCAGUCAGAAGGGUACCCUCAAAUUACACACUCUUACACACACUGGUGAAAGAAAUCAUGAGUGUGAAAUCUGUGGAAAAUGUUUCACUGAGAAGGGUAACCUCAAAUUACACACUCUUACACACACUGGUGAAAGAAAUCAUGAGUGUGAAGUUUGUGGGAAAUGUUUCAGUCAGAAGGGUAACCUCAAAUUACACACUCUUACACACACUGGUGAAAGAAAUCAUGAGUGUGAAGUUUGUGGGAAAUGUUUCAGUCAGAAGGGUACCCUCAAAUUACACACUCUUACACACACUGGUGAAAGAAAUCAUGAGUGUGAAGUUUGUGGGAAAUGUUUCAGUCAGAAGGGUACCCUCAAAUUACACACUCUUACACACACUGAUGCAAGGAGUCAUGAGUGUGAAGUUUGUGGGAAAAGAUUCAAACUGAAGAGUAUAUUGGACAGGCACCUCUUCAGACACUCUGGUCAUAAAGGGUUCAAGUGCGAUGUUUGUGGGAAAUGUUUCACGACUAAGUAUGAGAUUGUCAGGCACAUGAAGGUCCACUUCUCCUGAGGUGCUGUGCUGAUUCAGUUCUGCUGUGUGUGUGAGUGCAAGUGUUUGUUGUGGUGGUGUUACAGGGCUGUGUGUAGCACAGAGAACAGAAAAUAUUCAUCUAUUGGAACAAAUGGUGACUGUGACGGCAUGAUCUGUUAUUCACUUUCCACCCCAGGCUUCAUGUGGUUGGUGGGUCCUGUGAAAGGUCUGGGCCCGUAUCCUCGACAACUAUUAAUACUAAACUUGGUAUUAACUUUCGACUUUGGUAUUAACUUCACUCUCAAAGUGUAUCCUCAACAACUAUUAGCCUAAUACCUACUCUUAACUUUGGUAUUAACUUGAGAGUGCUGGCGAGGACUUCUAAACACUUAAUAGUAAAGUUAAUAUUGAAUCCCAGACCCAGACCCAUAUCAACAUGGCCACCGGGCUUCCUCGUCCAGCCCGCCUCCGCAAUUUAGAGUUUGAUAGGGCGCUUUGGAACUGUAUAACGAUGGUGAACUUGUCAAGACAUACAUAUUAGACCGUGCAGGAAUGGAGUAUGUGACUGAUUUGGUGAGAAGAGAGCUACAAGAUCCAGUUCAAAGGGAGCAUUCCCUCACCCCGGGGUUGAAAGUGAUUUUGACUUAAAGAUACUUGGCUACAGGAAAAAUGCUGCAGUGUUCAAGUGAUGAGUUAGGGGGUAAGCCAGAGUAGUGUAAGCAGGGUGAUUGUGGAAACUCUGGCCGCCCUCAGUGACCCGUAGGUAGUCGGGAGGUUUAUCCAGUCUCCCCUUGAUAGGGUGGAGAUCCGUGUAAAGCAAGCAGAAUUCUACCAACUUGCCGGUGUUGUGGGAGUGAUAGACUGUACCCAUGUGAAAAUAAUGGCACCAAAGGAAAACGAUGUAGUUUAUGUCAACAGAAAAAAAAAAAAUAAACAUAGCUUGAACAUACAA